CGCUCAAACUGGCAUUCGCUCGAAUUGACUGGCAUUGAAUCAAACGACCUUUAGACUAGAGCGAAAGUCUUCUAAUCUAUAUUCUUUGGUUCUAGGCAAACACCGAAGGCCUGAGACUUGCCACGGGUUCGUUAUCUUUUUGGUAUAAUAUUUUCAGUUACGAAGAAGGAAACAUCAUCAUGGGCGGCUCAGUUUCAAGGGAUACCUUCGAAUGGAUUUAUACCGAAGAACCACAUUUUUCUCGUCGAAAAGCAAUGCUUAAGAAAUAUCCAGAAAUGAAGAAACUAAUGGGUCAUGACAACAACAUGGCCAGGAUCAUGGUUGCUAUGGUGAUAACUCAGGUAAUUGCAUGUUACCUGAUACAAGAUGAGUCAUGGUUGACAGUUUUGAUUGUCGGUUAUUGCUUUGGUGGAGUAGUCAACCACUCUAUGACCCUUGCCCUUCAUGAAACUGGACAUAAUCUACCUUUUGGACAUGCAAAACCGAUGCGAAAUCGUCUGAUCGGUUUCCUAGGCAACUGCAUUAUUGGCGUCCCCAUUUCCAUCUCGUUUCGCAGGUAUCAUCACGAUCAUCACCGUUACCAAGGAGAAGAUAAACUGGAUCCAGAUAUUCCAUCAGAAUUAGAAGGCAUGCUCUUCCGCAAUCGCUUCACAAAAAUGAUUUGGAUGAUUCUUCAACCAGGAUUCUACGCCAUUCGUCCAUUCUUAAAGCGACCUAAAGUCCCGUGCAAACUAGAGUUUUACAAUUUAUUGGUGCAAAUUGUUUUUGAUGUCGGAAUUAUUUAUUUCAUGAAUUGGAAAGCAUUAGCGUAUCUUUUCUUUGGAACCGUACUCUGUAUGGGGAUUCAUCCAUUGGCGGGACAUUUUAUUUCCGAGCAUUACCUGUAUGCUGGUUACGACAGCGAAACCUAUUCAUAUUAUGGACCAUAUAAUUACAUUGCAUUUAAUGUUGGAUACCAUAUGGAGCAUCAUGAUUUUCCCAAUAUUCCAGGACCUAAACUACCGCUGGUUCGCAAGAUUGCUCCAGAGUUUUAUGAUGAUUUGCCAUCACAUGAUUCUUUUGCAGCUGUUGUUUGGGAUUUUAUAAUGAAUCCGAAAAAUGGACCGUUCAAUCGCACAGUACGACCAGCCUCCAAAGACCCUACUUUGCCAGACCCAUGGGCUAUGUAAACCCCACUAUAUUUAGCAGCAUUAAGGGGUCCCUGGAGGCUGGGUAACUGAGAACUGCAUACUGAUAACCACCCUUGUUUUGCUCUGAUUUCAGCUAUUUAACAAUUAUUAAAAUAUAUUUUUUGAGUUAAAUCUCAACAAAUGAUUAUAUCAUUUCUAUGGGUACAGUAACUUUAUCAACUUGAAGAUUUUAAAAUGUACAGUAACUGAUUAAUAAAAUAGGCCUACAUCUUGAAAUUCAUGAAUUUACUGCUGAUAUCUCAAAGCUCCCAACUUUUAUAGGCUUACACAAUUAAUACCUGUAAGCUAUUUAAUGAUUUCAUAUGUAAAGCUUUCAACAAAUUUAUAUUAAAUGAAGUACAGUAGGCCUACCUGCCUUCUACAUGUUUAAAUUUUAAGGGCGCUAUUUUAUGUAGCUUGUGCAUAUAGGGUGGUUGCUAUUCAUCUAUGUAUUAUCAUUAACAUGGUAUUAUAUUCGUGUAUGAAUUUCAUAUAGUGGGUGUUAUUUAAUAUAUUUUGCAUAGGAUGUGGUAAACCAAAUCUUAUAUUAAGAUACCCAAAUAUUAAGUAAGACGGGGUCUAAGGUGCGGGGUGAUGUGUUGAUUUCUUGAUAGUAAUAUUUUUUUUUUCAAUCAUGACAUGUUAACAUAACAUGACAUGACAUGUUCCAAUCAUGACAUGUUAUAAAAUUAGAAUCUUAAAAGCAUAUGCUCAGAAAGCACUAGUAGCGAUGAAUAAGUAAUACUACUUUAAAUAUUCAGCAUUACUAUGAAUAAUAUUAAUCAUUAACCUGUUGAUUGAUUUAUUAUGAUAAUUCAAAAUAUUGUGCCUUGAGAAAAAGUUUGUAAAGCACUAAGAAAGCCUUAAAAUCAUUCCAUAUUUCAUCUAGUUCAGAGUUGCUGUGAUAGUUCUAUUGUUUUUUGUGCAAUAUAAACAGAUUAAGAAACCUAAGCAACAUGAAUGAGUUAUAUAAAUUUAACCUUACAAAAUGUAGGCAUAAUUGUUGAGGCAACAUUUUUGUGUAUCUACGGCGGUUGGUGAGGUGCAGCCCCUCCAAAACACGCCCCCAGGUUCCCUCUUCUCUAACUUCAGUUGCUGAGUUAAAAGUUAACUCAUUUCACCUUAUUUUGCCAGCAAAGAACACCACUCAACUUAAUCAUCAAGUCCCUCCAAUUAACCUUUAUCCCCCCCACCCUCCUUAUCAAUCAG
Messenger RNA from Anneissia japonica, 2378 nucleotides. Its product is annotated as sphingolipid delta(4)-desaturase DES1-like. Lineage: Eukaryota; Metazoa; Echinodermata; Crinoidea; Comatulida; Comatulidae. Gene Ontology annotation, cellular component: membrane. Gene Ontology annotation, molecular function: sphingolipid delta-4 desaturase activity. The coding region runs from base 180 to 1169 and encodes 329 amino acids. Gene Ontology annotation, biological process: ceramide biosynthetic process. The record is from RefSeq and is a predicted model, not a curated record. The transcript has 4 exons.